UGACAUGUGCAAAACAUUUAACGCCAUUAUUCACUUCCAUGAGGUAAUUUUGGCCACCAUUGUACUACUCGAUAUCUCUGUUCAAUAAAGUUUAGGUGGAUGAUUAAGUAUUUAGUAUGAGAUACACUUGGAAUGUGGAACGUCAAUAAUAGGCUUGUACUCAUUUGAUUUUACAAAGUUUGAGUCAUUGUUAGUAAAAAGCGUAGAAUAAAAUACAGAUUCAAUCAGGUGGUCACAGACUCCUACCGUUCCUUACAUUGUAUCAAAGGGUAUUUAAAGAGUUGUUUAAUAUACCUUUAAAAAAUAUAAUAGCACAAUAAAUCGGUGAACCCGUUACUUAAAAAAUACCAAAAUGACCACAAAUUCCACUGCAGUAGAAAUACUUGCUAGAGAAAUUUUUGCCCUAAGAGAGGACAACGACAAAUUCCAAGACCAUAUUUACAUAGUCGCUGGCGUACUUGGCGGAGUUUGUUUGAUUUUAUUGCUUUCCAUCGUGAUAAUGACUGUGGUUGCUUUCAGGCUCAGCAAAAAAAUUGUGGAAGUGGAAGAAAAUAGGCGAAUUGCUGAUGAAUUAAAAGCUCGUAAAUUCUCCGCAUACACAGGAGAGGAAGUCCACAGGCGAUUACAAUCUGCUGCCCCCAUCAACAACAACAAGGAUUCCGAGUAUGCAUUUAACAACCCAGUGACCUCAGAGUAUCAGCUCGGUGCCGUGCCUAAAAAAUUUUAAUUGAGUAGAAAACGUUCAUAAUGUUUUCACAAUUUAUUUCGUACUAUUCAAUUUACUUUUUUAUACAUGUCCACACUGUAAUAAUUUACUAAAGUAUAUCAAUAACUUGACCAGCAUCGUACUUAAAAGUGAGAGUAGCACACAUACAUUUAGUGUGUAAUACUAAUAUUGUACUGUAGAAUUCUCCAUAUACGUUAUAUGUACAUACACGCCCUCCGUUAUGGUUUGUGUGAUUGGUCUGCAGACAGACCACUUCCCUUCUCUUAUCGUGAAAUAAAAAUCGUCUUAAUAUUUAAAGUUA
Messenger RNA from Folsomia candida, 1028 nucleotides. RefSeq lists its product as uncharacterized. The transcript is spliced from 5 exons. Bases 353 to 727 code for a protein of 124 amino acids. NCBI's taxonomy places the organism in Eukaryota, Metazoa, Arthropoda, Collembola, Entomobryomorpha, Isotomidae. The record is from RefSeq and is a predicted model, not a curated record.